Molecule: messenger RNA, 2211 nt
Organism: Acaulospora colombiana
Lineage: Eukaryota; Fungi; Glomeromycota; Glomeromycetes; Diversisporales; Acaulosporaceae
Source: the annotation of a GenBank genome assembly
AUGGCCGAUAAUGUUCGAUCCAUUCCAUCAGUUCUCGAUGGGUUAAAACCUGGACAACGAAAGGUUUUAUUCUGUUGUUUUAAGAGAAAUCUCACAAAAGAGAUUAAAGUUAUUCAGCUUGCAGGUUAUGUCUCUGAGCAUUCGGCAUAUCAUCAUGGAGAGGCUAGUCUCCAUUCAACCAUUGUAACAAUGGCCAACAAUUUUGUUGGUUCUAAUAACAUAAACCUUUUGGAGCCAAGCGGCCAGUUCGGUUCGCGCAUACAGGGCGGAAAAGAUUCCGCAAGUCCUCGUUAUAUCAACACCAGGCUUAAUCCACUGACGCGUUUGAUAUUUAGCCCUCAUGAUGAUGAUUUGCUGAAAUACCUGAAUGAUGACGGCAGUGAUAUUGAACCGGAAUGGUAUUUACCGAUUAUCCCCAUGGUUCUUGUCAACGGUUCAGAAGGCAUUGGAACAGGAUGGAGUACCUCAAUUCCUAAUUUUAACCCCCGCGAGAUUGUUGCCAAUUUAAGAAGAUUAAUGGAUGGGAAAGAAUUAGAACCCAUGCAUCCUUGGUAUCGUGGUUUCAGGGGAAAAAUCGAAAAAGUUUCCAGUGAUAGGUAUAAGACUUGCGGUAUACUCGAGAGGGAUACUGGGAUUGAAAAUAUUGUGCACGUCACCGAAUUGCCGAUUAAAAUCUGGACUCAAAACUACGAGAAUGAUCUUAAAAAAUUGAUGCCUGAAGAUAACAAAACCAUAGGAAUUAUCAAAGGUUAUCAUGAUGUGAGCACUCUUUGGAGGCCGAAUUUUGAAGUCAUACUUGAAGAUCAUAUUGUUGAGGAGAGUGAUGAAGAUCUGGAGAAAAGACUAAAAAUGAGCUCCACCCUCACAACCUCGAAUAUGGUUUGUUUCGAUCGAGAGGGUCGACUGAAGAAAUAUAGUUCGCCCGGAGAAAUACUUGAGGAGUUCUAUCAUCUCAGAUUGGAGUAUUAUUAUAAGCGGAAGGACUAUUUGUUAAAGAGGUUAGAGCUCGAUUGUAAAAAGCUGCAAAACAAGAACCGAUUCAUCAAAAUGAAGAUCAGUCGCGAUCUGGAGUUCGAAGGAUUAAAGAAAGCUGCCAUCGUAGCCUUACUGGAAUCUAAAGGCUUUGACAGAAUACCUAAUAAGGAAGAUGAGGCCGAGGAUGAAGAUGGACAUGCUGGUGACUACGACUAUCUUAUGAGGACGCCUGCAUGGAGUUUUAGUGAGGAGGAGGCAUUUGCGAACAAAUGCGAACGAUUGUACAAUGAAAAGAGUUUAGAGCUUUAUAAUCUUCGCAAGACUCAUCCCAAGCUACUUUGGAAUGCGGAUCUUGAUGCAUUUUUAAAGGAGUGGGAACUGGUCGAAAGUGAAUUUAACAAAAUGGUGGAUGAAGCCCCGAAGAAAGGCGAAAACAAGAAUGGUCAUAGACAAGCAAGAGUUACUAACAGAGGUAAAUCGAAAGCGAACAAUCAAAUAGCGGUAGAAGAAAAGCCCAAACAGAAAGCGGCCGAAGUUAGUAAAGCAAAAUCGUCGAGAUCUGCUCGAGGCAGUAAAAAAGUUUCCCAAGGUAAAAAACAGAUAGAUGAUUACUUUUCAUUAAAAGAAACUAAUGUUGUUGAGGGGCCGAGUAUGGAGUCAACUGAUCCGAGUGAUGUCGAGGUGAUUGACCUUUCAUCUAAGAGAUCUGCUGAUGACGACCCAGAUGAGAAGCCUGUUAUUAAACGUGUUCGAGGGAAACCGUUGAAGGUUCUAAAUAUUUUUGAUAUCGAAUCUUUUGAUUCAGAAAAUGACUACGAAGACGAACCUGAACCUAACGUAGAAGAAAUAGAAGAACCCGAAGAUGAUGACUCUGAAUUUGAACCGAAGAAACGAAAUCCUCGCCAGAAGGUCGCUUCAAAGAAGCCUACUACCAAACCCAAAGAAGUAAUCGAUCUCGAAGACAAAAUCGAGAGGAAUUCAACUGACGCCGAGCCCAUGGAAAUUGAAUAUCCUUCAUCAACGACGCCUGCGAAGCAAAAUGUCGCAAAGAAUCCCAUUUCGAGCCGACAAUUUGAAGAAACUCGUUCCCCGAAGAGGGAAACACUGUCUUCCGACGAAGAGUCUGAAGAGGACAAGGCCCACGCGGUAUUUACAAAUACCCAAAAUACUAAGCAUGCUCAAGUAACUGCUUCCACUUCUCGCAAAAUAUUCAUGCCCAAGUCCAUUGACGUGUAA